Messenger RNA from Onychostoma macrolepis, 7492 nucleotides. RefSeq names its product leucine-rich repeat and fibronectin type-III domain-containing protein 4. Gene Ontology annotation, molecular function: protein binding. The record is from RefSeq and is a predicted model, not a curated record. Lineage: Eukaryota; Metazoa; Chordata; Actinopteri; Cypriniformes; Cyprinidae. Bases 1499 to 4453 code for a protein of 984 amino acids. The transcript is spliced from 4 exons.
GUUUGAUGUACAUCUUUAUCUCCUUCCCCUCCGUAUCACUCUCUUCCAUCCAUUUCUCCAUACUUAGCUCUUCCUUCUGCUUCUCUAUCAUCUCUUCCUCUAUCGCUCCCUCGCUACCCCAACCAUCACACUCAGCCAAUACUGCUGGAGGCUGUCCAUCUCUCUCUCUCGCUUUCUCUCUCUCUCUGUCUUUUAGCCCCCUCCCUCACUCUGUCUCUCCCGGUAUCAGUGUGUGUAGUCGACACUCACUCCUUAGUCGCUCGCUGGCUCACGCAAACAUCUCAGCUGCUUGCAAAAGAAGAAAAUAAAUGAGUAGAAACCCGAGAAAAUCUGAACUACAGUAGAAACAAAUGAGAGAAGUAUGCAGGGGCACUGCUAAAAAUAUCUAGCAGUACAAAAGAUCUAUCAUUUUUCCUCUCACGUUCGCUCUAAUUUUUCUUUUUCUGUUCUGUUGUUUCCUGGAUACCUGACCGACAGGAUUAAAAAUGACUUAAAUUUCAAUCAGCUGUGGCAGGAGAGAAAGAAAGAGGGAUGAAAAAAAGAGGAGUUUGUCCUCUGAAGAGAUUCAGCGGCACACAGCUGGUGAGAACGAGGGAGUGUUAGACGGAGAGAGAGAAAUCAAGAGAGGGAGGGAAGAGGACCGGAGUCCGAAAGAGAGAGAAAGAGGGUCUUGUUUUGCUUUUGAGGAAGCCAGGAGUCGGAUCGCCGUUUCCUGCAGGACUACUCGACUGGAAAUGCUGGAAAAGCAGUCAUCGCUACCUCCCUCCCAUCGUCCCGUUUUUCUCUGUGCAUAGGACGCUGUUUUGCCAUGAGACACAAAGGCCUCAGAACUGGCAGCUCACUGGAAUUCGACACUGAAAGACGAAUGGAACGAACAACUGACGAGGCGAGUGCAUGAAAACAACAAUCAGAGCAAUUUGCAGGAGAACACAAACAAGGUGCACAUCUGGAAUAAGGAAUAAACAGACUGACAUAAUGAGAGAGAGCGAGAUGAGAAGAUGUUAAAGGGGAAAAUGAACACAUGAACAUGGCAGGUGGAUGAAAAGGAGCAGGAAUAGAAGGUGAGAGGAAGAUAAAAACAGCAGGAUCUGGAAAAUAGAGGGAAAAACUGCUGGAAAGAGUCAAAGGUGGAAGAAUAUGGUGAGAAUCUUAAAAUGCGUUCAGUGGAAAUGUGAAACUGCUGGUAGGCCCCAAGGCCAAAAUGUUUCACAGCAGGAACAUUUUAACAAGGGAAGAGCAUAUCCAAGUGCAUAUCCCAGAUACGAUUGGAAUCGAGAGUCCGAUUCAAGUUAAAUCCUCAUGUCUGAAGUGUGUGCAUGGACACAGGAUAAACUCAUAAGCACACACGGACAUUCCUCUACCUUGACAACACCUCAGUCUGGAUUAAAACGCACCUCAGAAACUUAAACACAUGCAGAUAAACACCUGGAAAUGAGCAGCUAAUUGACCUGGGAUCAACACAGACAAAAAAGGUCUGUGGAUCACUCCCCUAUCUACCAUGCAAGACUCCCCACCCCUUCAGCCAUUCAGAAAACCACAUCCGUCCCACAUUUUAUGCCAUCCUCACAGGAACACACAAUCCCCCUCAUUGCCCUCUCAUCCAUCCAUCCAUCUGAAACAAAAUAUCCUCAAACCCUCUGAAGCAUUUCGUCAACCCUCUCCUCCACUGUGGCCAAAGUUCACCAGCAGAUACUCACCCCCAGACGCAUCCACACCAACACUACCACUGAAAUUACUGCACUGGCUGGCACUGGUCACUUGUGCCUGCUUGCUGCCCGCUCUUUUCAGUCAGAUUCCAGGAGCUGUAGCCGGCGAGACGUGGGGUGUAGUGUCGGCGUGCCCCUUCCAUUGCGUCUGCAGGAAUCUCUCAGAAUCUCUAAGCACACUUUGUGCCGACAAAGGUCUUCUCUUUGUCCCGCCAAACAUUGACCGCCGAACUGUUGAACUUCGCCUUGCCGAUAACUUCAUUCGAGAAGUGGGUGGAGCUGACUUUGACAACAUGACGGGACUGGUGGAUUUGACACUAUCCCGGAAUACCAUCAGUCACAUCCGGCCACUGGCAUUUGCAGAUCUGGAAAGUCUUCGUUCGCUGCACUUAGAUGGCAACCGACUCUCAGAGCUGGGCCCACGAGACUUAGUAGGCAUGAUAAACCUGCAGCAUCUCAUUCUCAACAACAACCAGCUCAUCAAUAUCUCCUCUGAGGCCUUUGAUGACUUUUUACUCACUCUAGAGGAUUUGGACUUAUCCUAUAACAAUCUGCGCAAGGCUCCCUGGGAUGCCAUUCAGAGUAUGGCCAGUCUGCACACUUUGAACCUAGAUCACAAUCUCAUUGACCAGAUUGCUGAGGGGUCUUUUAGUGAGCUCUACAAACUAGCCCGAUUGGACAUGACCUCCAAUCGCCUACAGACUUUACCACCCGAUCCAUUAUUCGCUCGCUCCCAGACGGGGGUCAUCAGCCCUACACCCUACAAUGCCAUAAUCAACUUAAAUUUUGGGGGUAACCCAUUACACUGCAACUGUGAACUGCUUUGGUUGAGGAGGCUGAUCCGCAGUGAUGAUAUGGAAACGUGUGCUACACCCCUUCAUUUAGCGGGACGUUACUUCUGGUCUAUACCUGAGGAGGAAUUUGCAUGUGAACCUCCGCUUAUUACUCGACAUACACACAAACUCUGGGUUUUGGAGGGUCAAAGGGCAACUCUCAAAUGUCGUGCUAUUGGUGAUCCAGAGCCAGUGGUGCACUGGGUCUCACCAGAUGACCGCAUCAUUGGUAAUUCCAGUCGUACCACAUCUUUCCGAAAUGGCACUCUUGAGCUACAUGUGACUAUUGCCCGUGAUGAUGGUACAUACACUUGCAUUGCUAUCAAUGCUGCUGGUGAGGCCACCUCACUUGUUGAUCUAAAGGUUAUUCCCCUCCCUCAUCGUGGAAAUGGAACGGUAUUGUUAACUCGUGACCCAGGAUCAUCGGACAUAACCAGAGGGAAGACUUCCAGUGGGCAAAGCCCUGGUAUGGACACUAACAGUGACCCCCAGGAGGGACGGGAUGAGGGUCAGGCAGAGAGUGAGGAUGUGGUCAGCGAAGGGGUUGAGGAGCAGAUGGUGGGAGUACAAGGAGUGACCUCCACCUCAGCACAAGUGAGAUGGGAUAAGGGUCGACUGAUGGGAGCCAGCCUGGUGUGGAUGUAUCAAAUACAGUAUAACUGUACUGCUGAUGAGACACUAAUUUACAGGAUUCUGCCCCCCACGAGUGACAGCUUUCUGCUGAAAAACCUGGUCUCUGGCUCAGACUACAAUUUGUGUGUGCUAGCCAUUUUUGAUGACACAGUCACUUCCAUGGCCGCCACAAAAGUCCUUGGUUGCACCCAGUUUAGCACCAAGGACAAUUACCCAGACUGCCGUUCGCUUCAAGCCCACUUCCUUGGCGGGACUCUUACAAUUCUGGUUGGUGGAGUUGUUGUGGUAACGCUGUUAGUGUUUACCGUGGCACUGAUGGUACGUCACCGUGUGUGCAGCAACCAUGACAAUCAUCAUGAAAUAGGCGAGGAGGUAGGCUGCUCAGGAACAGACUCCCCGCCUCUUCCUGCCAAGGGAGCCGAUGUCUUUUCUCAGAGUAAUGGAAAUGGGAAUGUGAUGAUGGUGGUGCUGCCCAACGGGCUUGUUCAAAAACGAAAAGUGGCAGAGGGAGGGUUGGGGUCACCACCCAAACCAACUUCCAAAGUGAAACCAAAAACCCUCCCAAAGCCCAAGGUGAAUCUGGAACAGUUCAGGGCAGGACUAGAUGUCGAGAUGGGGUCUGUCAGGCCUCUUCCUCCAUACACGCUGGAGAAAGAGCAAAUGUCUUUGUAUUAUACCCCCAGUAAUCAUUCCCCCUCCACACUGCCACGUCCGUCACGGCAAUUAGGAGCGAAACCGCUCAAACUGCGUCCUGCUAAUGUGGACACAAGUAAACGGGCCAGUUUAAGCUUGGCUCCGCCCCCUACGUACAGUCGUGGCAGGCGGUUCAGCACAGGAGGGGGCGUUGUAGUCCGUCGGGGAGGACCAGAGAGCCAGUGGAAUUCCUCACUGGCCUAUCAGAGUCCUGUGUUGUCCCGCGAGAGUCCUCCUCACAGUGCCCUGCGCUACAAGAGAAGCUCAUCGUUCGAUAUGGGUGAAAUCGCCACAACAGCCUGCUACAGUUAUGCCAAGAGACUUAGCGUAAUCUGGACCAAACGGAGCCAGUCGUUACAUGGCAUGCUUGUCCAGUGCACUUCAGCAACAAGCACCUCAACAACCAGCAGUGGCAGCGACGAUUUCCACAUGCAGCAUGCACGCGGAUACAUCCGUGCCUACAAUGCCACCAACUCAAAUUCCAACCCUCCGAAAGCGGAGGUUACAACAAAUUCAAAGAACCAGUGGCUGAAGAAUAAUGGAAAGGACAACGAAAAGGCAGAAGAACUUGAGGAGAGUGUGGUGUAGCGAAAGAGAAAACAGAUGAGACAUGCAAGUAGAUAAAUGAAGAAACAGGCUGUAAGGACCAAAAGAUGGAUGCGAAGGAGAAAACGGUUUAAAGGAGAGCUAAAAAUAUGGUAAGGUUACUUUGUAAGUGGGGCUGAACCCCCCCCCAAAAAAACAACAAAAGCUAAGACCACCCAACGUUUGGUGGUCUUAGCUGCUCUCUGGUUUGGGAAUGGUCAUCUGGUUUGCUGGUUUUAGAGGGGUUUGGAGUACUUGCCAGCUGGGCAGCCUGUGACACCAGCAAAACCAGCUGAAGACCAGCUUGACCAGGCUGAGAGACCAGUUAAGCCAGAUAAGUCAUUGGAUGGUUUUAGACUGGCUCUUCAGAAGGAAAGUUGUUGAAGAUCUCAUAUAAUUUUGAUGGAUCAUUCCAGAAAGAAAAAAAGCAGCAAGGGUAUAGACAGCAGAUAUAAAAGUCAAGACUCCAAAAAAAAACCCAUACAAACAGUCUGGUUUGUCAGUGAAUUUUGGAGAACCACAAACUAUAUUUCAUUUUAAAAGGCAGUCAAUGUGAAAAAACAAAUAUAUAUAUGCAGGCCCACAGAAACAGUGAUUUCUAACUCACGUGGACCUUGGGCAAAUAUGAUGGUUCAUUUUCCUGUGGCCACGUGCAUUACAGGAACAAGGCCAGCAAGUGGACAUGCCGACUCAUGCACAAUCGAUCGGAGGAGAUCAAUUAAUAACUGCAACAAUGGUAUUACAAAUGUGGCAUGUAGAGGAUGCAAACUGCAAGGAAAGUGAAAGUGUACAAAUUGAACAAUGGUGGCAUGAUUUGGAACACUUUUAAAGCAUAAAUGGGCAUUGACUGACAACAGAUAUUUUGUGCGUGAGCCUGUAUGUGUAUGUGUUUGUAAGUGUGUAGGUGAGUGGGUGGAUUAAUGCACAAAAAAUAAUCAAAAGUAAUUUUAUGACACCACUGGAUCUACUGUAUCAUGUGACCACCACUAUCCAGUACAGGAAUGUAUUCUGUGACUAUUAUGUUGGCGGCAAGGAUGCUGGACUAUUAUAGAAGAAAAAAAUUAAUUAAAAAAAAAAUGCCAUUCCAAAACCACAGAAUCAAUGAAUAAAUUCUGUUUUAAAAUAUGUUUUGUUUGGAGAAAUGGACGAAAAGGACAAUAAUGAGCUGUUUUGCCAGAAAUGUUUCUUUUGUUUUUCAUGAAAUAUACUAGCAGUGAAAAACAAAGAUUAUUUUUUUUUGUUGUUGGCGUAAACGGAAUGUCAAUGUCAUUAAGUGUUAAAUGAUUUUUUACUGAGUAUAGAAAUGAAGAUUAAAAUAAGGGAACCACUGAUAUUAAUAACCAUUUUAAUAUCUGUUUAUUACUGUAUCAUAUUUUGCCAAAGCAACCAUUGUUACCUUGAUUUUAUAUCCUUAAAGGAAUAUUCCGGGGUCAUUACAAGUUAAGCUUAACUGACCACAUUCAUGGCAUUAUGUUGACCACAAAAUGAAUUUAAACUCGUCAAAAGCUCGUCAAAAACAAAUCUGAGGCAUUUACAAUGUCAGUGAAUGGUGCAAAUUGUAAAUGCUACAUUACUCACUGUUGCAACAGUAUCUAAACAAUACGUGUGUAAACAUGAUUUCAGUGUGAAAAAGUUACACUACCAUUCAAAUGUUUUAGGUCACUUUUUCAGCAAGGGUGCAUUAAAUUGAUCAAAAGUGACAGUAAAUACAGUUUUUUACAGUUACAAAAAAAUUAUGUUUCAAACAUAUGCUGUUUUCAUCUGUUCAUCAGCUUUUGAUAAUAAUAAAAUGUUUCCUAAGCUCCAAUUCAGCAAAUUAGAAGGAUUUGCCAUUACAGGAUAUUAAAACAGCCUUGGUGAGCACAACCGACUUCUUUCAAGAAUAAAUAAUCUCCAACUUUUGGAACAGUAAUAUAUAUCCAAUUUUGCACUCUUAUCACCAUGACUACACCGUAAACCUCAAAAUUGUAUUUUAUGGUAAUCAGAAUUAUGCCACGAAUGCUGUUGACUGAGCUUACCUUGUAUUGAACCCAGAAGCUUAAUUAAAAAAUAAAAAGGGACAGUGUACAGCACUGUUACGCACUCUAAGUAAAGGUAAGAUGAAAAUAGUUACUUUUUAAGUUACAUAAGUUUUUUACCCGUCUUUUGUUGCCAUAAAAAGAGGGCAGGAGACUUGAUUGCUAAAUUAUUCUUCCUCUUUUCCAUUGUCAUGUCCUGUCUAUCUGCAGUUUGAGAUAGUUGCUGAGGAAGGGCAGUGUGUGAGGCUGAGAUAAAGACAGGGAAAGAGACGGAUUGAGGGAAAGAGAUAGGACGGACAGCACUGUCUGCAAGAGUGCUGAUGCGGGACACAGAGAGAGAGGAAGAGCUAAAGUGAGCGAGCACAAUGGAUAGAGCUGGAGAAAAAGAGAGAGGACAUUGUGUCUGUAAUGUGCGCGUUAGCGGUAUUUUUGUCAUGUAAGUACUUUGCCAGAAUUUAUCUCAUUGCCAAUAAAGCCCAUUUAAGAAUGGCUUAGGUGAAAUGAGGGGGAGAAGAUGACUUGAGUCGCAUGUGUGUGUGUGUGUGUGUGUGUGUGUGUGCAUGGAUGGAUGGAUGGACGAUUGCACAGACACUGUGUACAUCUCUGCCUUCUGUAUUUACCCACAGCAACAGACAGGCUUACAGCAGGUUCUGGGAACACAGACACAAUAGGCAGUUAUAUUUGGUCAAACCAACCCAGGACUUCUGAAUAAUGGAGAGGAAUCUGCAUCAUUAAUGUCUAAUUCUGACAAAAUAUGAGUCUUUUUAGAAAAUGCUAAAACAUGCAGACAUUCACUUGUGCGUGGUGUCUUAAAGGGUUAGCUGACCCAAAAAUAAUUUACUGACCCCGUUGCUGUAUGACUUUCUUUCUUAAAAAAGGUGUUUAUUAUGCUCAUACAAUGAAAGUCAAAGUGGUCCAGUGUUAUUUUGGAUUUCAUGGACUUUCACCGUAUGGACUACAGUAUAUAAAAUCUUUCAUUUUCCACAGAAUAAAGUCAGAAAGGUUUGUAGUGAUAUGAGGUUGA